Cherax quadricarinatus is the source of this 516-nucleotide messenger RNA. RefSeq names its product Ribosomal protein LP1 (gene RpLP1). Gene Ontology annotation, molecular function: structural constituent of ribosome; protein kinase activator activity; ribonucleoprotein complex binding. Gene Ontology annotation, cellular component: ribosome; cytosolic large ribosomal subunit. Gene Ontology annotation, biological process: translational elongation; cytoplasmic translation. Lineage: Eukaryota; Metazoa; Arthropoda; Malacostraca; Decapoda; Parastacidae. The record is from RefSeq and is a predicted model, not a curated record.
AUGUGUGAGGUGGAGGUGGGUGCUGCCUCCCUCUCCCAGCCCUCACAACCUGCUUCUCCCCGCUCAGGGUUAAAGGUGGUCUUAUAUCGCCGAGUUGCAGGAACAUCCGACCUUCAUCAGCCUCCAUCAUGAGCUCCAACGAUGAGCUGGCGUGUGUGUAUGCUGCACUCAUCCUCCUGGACGAUGAUCUCACCGUCACGGCAGAGAAGAUAAAUUCCAUCCUGAAGGCUGCUAAUGUCAACGUUGAACCAUACUGGCCUGGCAUGUUCGCCAAGGCAUCACAGGGUCUAGACCUCCGCUCAAUUGCUAACAGUGUUGGUGUCGGUGGAGGCGGCGGUGCCCCCGUGGCUGCUGGUACUCGCAGUGCUCCUGCUGCUGUAGACACAGCCCCUGCUGCCGAGGCAAAGAAGGAAGAGGCACCACAGUCUGAAGAGUCUGAUGAUGACAUGGGUUUCAGUCUCUUCGGCUAAAUCUAAUACCACAUUUUGUAAUUCCAAAAUAAACCAGGAAGUGUUA